CUCGGCGCACGCAUAGCACUUUAGUUCUGCAAAUGAGCGCAUCCUAAACGCUCGAAACGUGCUCGCCAUUAGCAAUACUCCUUAGAGAUAAAAGAUAUGUGAACGAUUUUUGUACCAUUUUAAUGUGUUAACUAAUAAACUAGAUAACGUUGACUAGUAGCGAAGAUGUUAAAAGUAGUUUUUGUGUAUUUUUUAGUUCUCUUCGCAUACAGCAAUGCAACGCCUCCUGUCAGUUUCGAGGCUAAUCCAGAUACAAAACGUCUUUAUGAUGAUUUAUUGAGUAAUUAUAAUCGACUCAUACGCCCUGUUGUCAAUAAUACUGAGACACUGACAGUAUGGUUAGGUUUAAAAUUGUCUCAGCUCAUUGAGGUGAAUUUGCGAAAUCAAGUGAUGACCACUAACCUAUGGGUGAAACAGCGUUGGUUCGAUUACAAAUUGAGAUGGGACCCUGAAGAGUACGGUGGUGUUGAACAACUUUAUGUGCCAUCCGAACAUAUUUGGGUGCCUGAUAUAGUUUUAUAUAACAACUGGGAUGGUAACUAUGAGGUAACACUCAUGACAAAGGCAACACUAAAAUACACCGGAGAGGUCUUUUGGGAGCCGCCAGCUAUCUACAAGUCCUCUUGCGAAAUGAAUGUCGAAUAUUUUCCUUACGAUGAGCAAAUUUGCUUCAUGAAAUUCGGUUCAUGGACAUACAACGGUGCACAAGUGGAUUUGAAGCAUUUGGAUCAGGUUCCUGGUAGUAAUCUCGUGCAAAUCGGAAUUGAUUUAAGUGAAUUUUACUUAUCGGUCGAAUGGGACAUACUCGAAGUUCCUGCAACUAAGAAUGAGGAAUACUAUCCAGACACAUUGGAACCGUUUUCUGAUAUUACAUUUAAGCUCACCAUGCGUCGCAAAACACUGUUUUAUACCGUUAAUUUAAUUGUGCCCUGUGUUGCAUUGACAUUUUUAACGGUGUUGGUAUUUUAUUUGCCCAGCGAUUCCGGCGAGAAGGUUACGUUAUGUAUUUCAAUUCUUGUCUCGUUGACUGUGUUCUUCUUGCUGUUGGCCGAAAUUAUUCCGCCAACAUCAUUGGCCGUACCGCUGCUAGGCAAAUAUCUGCUAUUUACCAUGAUACUGGUCUCGUUGUCCGUAUGGACAACGGUAUGUGUAUUAAAUAUACACUUUAGAUCCCCGUCAACGCAUAAAAUGUCGCCACUUGUACGUAAAUUAUUUUUGCACUUCAUGCCGAAAUUGAUGAUGAUGCGUCGUACGCAGUAUACAUUGCCUGACUAUGAUGAUUCCACACCCAGUAAUGGUUAUACAAAUGAAAUUGAUGUGCGCAGCGAUAGUAUUAGCGAUUUUCCUAGUGAGUUCAAGGACAGCCAGGAGGGGCCGUAUGAUAAUGGUGUACAGAAUUCGAUUGAUUCUGACAAUGUGAUACCGCGCAAUUUGACACCCGAGGUGCUGCAGGCAUUACGUGCGGUGCGUUUUAUUGCGCAGCACAUUAAAGAUGCCGACAAGGAUAAUGAGAUCGUCGAGGACUGGAAGUUCGUAUCGAUGGUAUUGGAUCGUUUCUUUCUCUGGACAUUUACGUUGUCAUGUGUUUUUGGCACCUUCGCCAUUAUCUGUCAAUCACCAUCUCUAUAUGACACACGCCAACCGAUCGACCGACAGCUCAGCGAUAUACCGUUGAGGAAGAACAACUUUAUGCUGCCACCGGAUAUUGUGCGUCAGAUUGUUAAUUGAAAUGUUUUGAAGAGAAAAUUCGUGUGUUUAGUGAUAAGUUUUAAGAUGUUUAAGACUUAAAUAAGGAAUUAAGCUGAAAAAUUUGAAAGUGAGUUAACACUGGAAGACAUAUUAAGUAAUAAAAUACAUAUUGUUAUUAAGAAAAAAAAACAUAUAGUCUGACACAAACAAAUAGCAAAGACAGCGAUCGUUUGUAAAAAUGAAGAAGCUUGUGAAAAGAGAAUUGCUUGCAUUAAAUAAGAUACAUUUUACAAUUUUUAAAAAUUGAAUCGCACUCGCAUAAAACCUUAUCCAACUUACAGGAAAAUAAAAAAAAAAAAAUUAUGCUAAAUUUUCAAAAUAGUAAGAUACAUGCACAUAGUAUGUAAUGUUAAUAAAUGCAUAUGACUUACAUCUACACAUAACGCCAUUCAAUCCUUGAGAAGAAUUAAAAAAAAAUGAUUCGCAAUAUAAUGAUAUUUAAGUAUAAUACUUAAUGUAUAACAGCAAGAAAAAUGAAUAAAAAAUUAU
Molecule: messenger RNA, 2238 nt
Organism: Zeugodacus cucurbitae (melon fly)
Lineage: Eukaryota; Metazoa; Arthropoda; Insecta; Diptera; Tephritidae
Gene: nAChRbeta2
Product: acetylcholine receptor subunit beta-like 2
Exons: 11
Coding region: 166-1728 (520 amino acids)
Biological process (GO): chemical synaptic transmission; nervous system process; signal transduction
Cellular component (GO): neuron projection; synapse; postsynaptic membrane
Molecular function (GO): acetylcholine-gated monoatomic cation-selective channel activity; transmembrane signaling receptor activity
Source: RefSeq, a predicted model, not a curated record